UGAGCACCAUAAUACCAAAUGAAAAUUCGUUCGAUCAGCACUUUCGACUACAGUCGAAGAUCGAAUGUUGCUCAUAAUAAGGGCCAUAGCUCAGUGAUCGCUCGCAAGCUGUUUGUGCUGGUGACAUUAUAUAACUAAUUACGGAAGUAGUAUGGUGGCAUUAUAUACUACUUACCCGUAUCUAUUGUUCUCGGUCCUCUAUUGUUUGUGUUAUAUGACCUGGAAGAUGCAACGACUCCGGAAUUUUUGAAAAAUCAUCGCUAAAGCGCGAGUUGCAAAGUUGUGCACUUCUUGAUGAAUUGAGCUUGCUGUAUGGAUCCACAAAAAUACCAGUCCAUAUUAUAGGGGACUCUGCUUUUCGUCUCUCGCAGCAUUUAAUGAAGCCAUAUCCGCAUAGUGUGACCAAUACACCCGAACAAAAAAAAUUCAACUAUAGAUUGUCUAAGUGCCGGCGUGUUGUGGAAAAUGCUUUUGGCCAUUUAAAAGCCCGAUUUAGGAGAAUUGGAAAAGGCGUGGAUAACCACAUCAAAAAUGUAAACACAGUUAUUUCAUGUGCAUGUGUUUUACAUAAUUUUUUGAUUGCUGAGAAGGAUUUAAUUUUGGAAAAUUGGCUAGUGGAAAUGCAUCGCGAUUCCAGGCGCAAUAUUCAAUACGGCACCAAUGCAGUUGACCGAUCUGAAGGAGAAUCGAUAAGAAAUGCGUUAAAGGAAUAUUUCAGUGCGGAAGCUUCGUGCAGUGCUGGAGACGAUGGUGGCGAAAAUGUAAACGAAGCAGACGGAGCAGCUUCGUUUGAGGAGCAUGAAGGUGAUAUCGGCGAAUUUGAUGGAGCUGGCGAAGCAACCGAAUCAGGCAUGCCUACAUAUAUAAAUAGAAAUUAA
Molecule: messenger RNA, 878 nt
Organism: Anastrepha obliqua
Lineage: Eukaryota; Metazoa; Arthropoda; Insecta; Diptera; Tephritidae
Exons: 4
Coding region: 378-878 (166 amino acids)
Source: RefSeq, a predicted model, not a curated record